AUGCCGUGGCAGCUACGACGUCCGGGUUUCCCAUUAUCGACAAGCCGGGCCAAGGAGGAACGACAGGUGUUUGGGAUGGACAGGUCCUUGGGAAGAGUACAACCUGCCGGCGAGCGCCCACGGCUCCAAUUAGACGGCGCAACUCUCGGUCAACUUGUGAGGGCGCAUGGAGAACCCCGCUCCUCUCGGCCAGCAAUCCCACAGUCCGCCCCCAUCCCACUCUUCCUAUUCCCCUCCCGCAACCCGGCCGCUGCAUCCAGACCAAACUCGCAAAACCCCCAUCCCAGAGCUGCAACCUGGGAUCCGAUCCCUCCAGCAACCGCGUCCAAAUGUCACCCUACCAGUACCAAGUCUGCGAAGUCCCUCGCCUGGCCGCUUCUAAGCGUCCUGCUGCUGCUAGAGCUGGUCAUGGACCCCCAAAUCGACGACCUAGAGAGGUCGGGAAACCUGACUCGCCAGAGAAGCAUGGGUUGGGCGACGUCGCGGCGACGACAAAUUCCCGACGACGGUUGA
This is a messenger RNA of Colletotrichum abscissum, 513 nucleotides long. RefSeq lists its product as uncharacterized. The transcript has a single exon. NCBI's taxonomy places the organism in Eukaryota, Fungi, Ascomycota, Sordariomycetes, Glomerellales, Glomerellaceae. The record is from RefSeq and is a predicted model, not a curated record. Bases 1 to 513 code for a protein of 170 amino acids.